Molecule: messenger RNA, 3708 nt
Organism: Limulus polyphemus (Atlantic horseshoe crab)
Lineage: Eukaryota; Metazoa; Arthropoda; Merostomata; Xiphosura; Limulidae
Product: importin subunit beta-1-like
Exons: 20
Coding region: 133-2817 (894 amino acids)
Biological process (GO): protein import into nucleus
Cellular component (GO): cytoplasm; nucleus
Molecular function (GO): nuclear import signal receptor activity; small GTPase binding
Source: RefSeq, a predicted model, not a curated record
UGUACUUUAACCGGUGUUCUUGACUGUUGGCGAUAAACUAAUGGUUCUUUCUCUUCAGGUUGAUUUAUAUUAAUACACUUUUACUUUUUGUGAUAUUCCUUUUAGACUAUUACGCCUGUAUAAGACUUGAAUAUGAAUUUGAUAACAAUUUUAGAAAAAACAGUAUCUCCAGACAAAAACGAGUUAGAAGCAGCACAGCAGUAUCUCGAACAAGCUGCACAAACAAAUUUGCCUGAGUUUUUAAAGUCACUAUCAGAUGUACUUCAACAUGCAGGAAACAGUCCAGUGGCACGGAUGGCUGCUGGUCUACAGCUCAAGAAUGCACUUACUUCAAAAGAUUCGGAUAUCAGAGUCCAGUACCAGCAAAGAUGGCUACAGUUUCCGGAAGAUAUCAAGGGUUAUAUUAAAAAGAAUGUCUUGACAUCCCUCGGGACAGAGACUUUGAGACCAAGCUCAGCUGCGCAGUGUGUUGCUUAUAUUGCAGUAGCAGAGUUACCACAUGGAUGCUGGCCUGAACUCAUUCAUCUUUUGACGCAACAUAUAACGGACCCAAGUAGCUCGGAAAUGAUGAAAGAAGCUACCCUUGAAGCUAUUGGAUAUAUAUGUCAAGAUAUAGAUCCAGAUGUCCUUGUUACUCAAUCCAAUGAUAUUUUGACUGCCAUAGUUCAUGGAAUGCGAAAAGAUGAGCCCAGUGACCACGUAAAGUUGGCUGCUACAAACGCCCUUCUGAAUUCACUGGAAUUUACUAAGGCAAACUUUGCCAAAGACUCUGAACGUCAUUUUAUAAUGCAAGUUGUUUGUGAAGCAACCCAGUCUUCAAACACUCAGGUGAGUGACAGGACCUCAUUCAACAGACUUGGUUCUUCAAACACUCAGGUGCGUGUAGCCUCACUUCAGUGUUUAGUGAAGAUCAUGUCACUUUAUUACCAGUACAUGGAACACUACAUGGGUCCUGCAUUGUUUGCAAUCACUAUUGAAGCGAUGAAAACUGAUGUUGAUGAAGUUGCACUUCAGGGAAUUGAGUUCUGGUCAAACGUAUGUGACGAAGAAGUAGACCUGGCUAUUGAAGCUUCAGAAGCGGAAGAACAAGGCCGACCACCUGAACGUACAUCCCGCUUUUAUGCUAAAGGUGCACUACAGUAUUUGGUUCCUAUCCUCAUGCAGACUCUUACUAAACAGGAGGAACACGAUGAUGAAGAUGAUUGGAAUCCUUGUAAAGCUGCAGGAGUGUGCUUAAUGUUAAUGGCCACCUGCUGCGAAGAUGACGUUGUGCCUCAUGUUCUGCCGUUUGUCAAAGAAAACAUAGUCAAUCCUUCUUGGCGGUAUAGGGAUGCAGCAGUAAUGGCAUUUGGUUGUAUUCUUGAAGGACCAGAUCCUUGCCAGCUCAAACCUAUUGUAGAACAAGCCAUGCCAAUGCUAAUAGAACUUAUGUCUGACCAAAGUGUGGUAGUGCGGGACACAGUCGCAUGGACUAUUGGUCGUGUGUGCGAGCUCAUUUCUGAAGCUGUAAUAAAUGAAAACUAUUUAAAACUUCUUCUGGAAACAUUGGUGAAAGGUCUUGCAGCUGAACCAAGAGUUGCAUCAAAUGUGUGCUGGGCAUUUAACAGCUUGGCUGAAGCAGCUUAUGAUGCAGCAGACGUGCCUAAUGAGGGAGCUGAACCACAGACGUACUGCUUAUCUGAUUAUUUUGAAAUUAUUGUUUUUAAAUUACUAGAAACAACAGAAAGACCUGAUGGGAGCCAGGCUAACUUGCGUAGUUCUGCUUACGAAGCACUGAUGGAAAUGGUGAAAAACAGUCCUAGUGACUGUUACUUGAUUGUUCAGAAGACCACAAUGAUUAUUCUCGAGAGACUUCAGCAUGUGCUGGCCUUGGAAGGUCACAUUCAGAACACGUCCGAUAGAGUUCAGUACAAUGAUCUACAGUCACUGCUCUGUGCUACUUUACAGAGUGUUUUAAGGAAGAUGACACCAGAAGAUGCUCCAAAAAUAUCUGAUGCCAUCAUGACAGCUCUUCUCCAGAUGUUUAGUUCCAGUAGCUGCAAAUCUGGAGGGGUUCAGGAAGAUGCUCUGAUGGCAGUGUCAACAUUAGUUGAAGUUCUUGGUGAUCAGUUCCUGAAGUAUAUGGAUGCUUUUAGGCCUUUCUUAGCAUUAGGAUUAAAGAACCAUGCAGAACACCAGGUGUGUAUAGCUGCAGUUGGCUUAACUGGAGACAUCUGUAGAGCACUUGGAAUCAAGGUACUUCCUUAUUGCGAUGAAAUAAUGGCAAUGCUACUGGAAAACCUAGGGAAUAAUAAUGUUUUUCGAACAGUGAAGCCACAUAUCCUCUCCGUAUUUGGUGAUAUAGCCUUAGCCAUUGGUUUGGAGUUUAAAAAGUAUUUGGAAAUUGUCCUACAAACUUUAGUGCAAGCAUCAUCAGCUCAAAUUGAGAAGCUUGAUUAUGACAUGGUGGAGUAUCUAAAUUCACUUCGGGAAGGAUGCUUAGAGGCUUACACUGGCAUUGUUCAGGGACUCAAAGGAGACCAAAUAUCCCCAAGUACCGAUGUUCAACUCGUCUUCCCUUAUGUAGAGCAUAUGAUAGAAUUUAUCAAACACUUAGCUCAGGACCCAGACCACUCGGAUGAGAACAUAGCUGCUUGUGCUGGUCUUAUUGGAGACCUUUGCUCAGCUUUUGGAAAAAGUAUGCUACCACUUCUGGACAAUGAAAUUAUAAGUGACCUUCUUACCAAAGGUCGCCGUUCUAAGGCUACUAAGACGAAGACACUGGCUAGCUGGGCAACAAAAGAAGUUAAAAAACUUAAAAAUGCUGCAUCUUCAUGAUACCAUGGAUAACUGUAAAAAGUAUUUCAUAAACUGAGAUUUGUUUCAAGUUUACAAACAGCCACUGGAGGGCGCUGCCAUAGAUGACAGCAUGCACUACCAGACUGGAGAAGUGAGAGUGGAGAUGAGUGAAAUUGUGUGAAUGCCAUCCUUCAUUAUACUCUGUUUGCUUUCCUUUCACUCCGGACAGAAAAACAUUUGUAACUUGAAAUUUGUGAAAAGUUAAAUAUUUGGUAGGGGGUCCUGCAAUUUUGUUACUCAGUAAUGAAAAAUUAUGAUAAUUUGAAAAAAAGACUGCAAAAUUGAAAGUGAAAUCUUGAAAAAUUUUAUAAAUAAUCAAUGCAGUUAUAGUUUAAGUGCCUACGUGAAAGUCAGAAAGUGGACUUUUUAAGGAUUCCGAUGUCACCUGUAGUAUAUUGGAUACUAUGUACUAUUUGUUUCACUCCAGGAAGCCAGCUUUCCAAAAUCUUUACUACAUACAAAGAACAAGUUAUAGAAAUUAGUAUUUUUAAGGUAGUAAAAAAAUUAAAUAUGUUAAUAUUCUUUUUCUUCACUGAUACCUAGAGCUUGUAUUAUUAGUUUUUCCAAAUGUAGCAGCAUAAACCUGAUGUAAAAUUGAGUGUUUGUUUUAGAUUUUUAUAUAAAUUGGCAUUACUACUAUAAUAACUAAAAUGUCACAGUUAUUUGCUAGUUUUUAUUAAUUAUGUGUAACCCAAGGCAGACUUACACCCAGAAAAAUACUGCAAUGCUGUUAUGUGUGUGAUUGAGUGAUUGAAACAAAAUUCUGAUUUUUUUUUUCUGUGUUUCCUUAACUAAAACUAGCUGUAGUCAGCCUGUAAACAGUUGGUUUAGUUCACAUGUUUCAAUAUCUAAUAAAAGUGCUAAGUAUGA